GAAAAAACCCAACCAACCAACAACUUGCAUUUAAUGUCUGCUUCUGGGUGUACGCAUUUUGUUGCUCUGUCAUUCUCAUUUGUGAAAUGAGACGUAAUUACCACAUUACAUUUGACUGAGUGACUAGGAAAGAUCCAUUAACUUUCUGCAUAAAAUGAUACUUCAUGCAAGUCUCAUUUUCCUGGUAGGAAAUAGGUUUAGAAAGACUGGGAGAGAUGAGUAGCUGUCUGUAACUUGGUCUGAAGCUUUCGUUAGAGAGUAUUUGUCCUUAAGCUGUCUCACAAUAUACAUAUAUAUAGGCAGCAGACCAGGAUGUCAGCCUUGUUUGGGGAGUUCAUUGGCUCUUGCAUAGAAUGAAUGCCAGUUUUCACAUGUUGCAUGUUGUCUCUGUAAAAGGAAUACAACCUUGGUGUGGAUGUUGAAAAAAAAACCAAAAUAAAACACAGGAUUAUUUCUGUGGCUAUCCAGGUCAGGUGCAGUGGACUAAGGUCAAAGGCAUGGCUAGGCCAGUACCAUGACUGGAGAUAACUGGAAUGCAGGGCUUAUAUCCAAGUGGAAAAUACAUUUAUAGGGUAGGAGGUAACUAUUUCCCUUAUUUGGCAUAUGUAAUUAUUUUACAUUUGUUUCUUGGUUGGUAGAGUGGAUCAGGGCCUCUCUGAAAUGGUCAGAAUUUGUGAUACACUGGAGGAGCUAACAAACUCAGAGUUACAAAAGCCCAAUUAUCACCUCUUUCAGCUCUGAUUUCCAUUUUAAGCCCAAAUGCAAUUAGCAUUUUGAGAGAUUUGUUCUUGUAGUAUAGUGCAUAGCUAUUUUGAUAGCUAUUGAUCUGAAGGUGUUUCUGAUUCUGCCCUUCAUGGAUUGUGUCAAAUCAAGCUUUAAUACAGCAGCUGCCAGGCUAGACUGUAAUCUAUUUUUAAUGUUAAGUAUUUUUCAUGCAAAUUCACUUAAAAUUUCCAGGGUUUAAUCCCCUAUGUUAUGCUCUUAAAAUUUAUUUCUCCCCCUAAUCUUUAUUUUAAUGUGAAAACAUUUUUACUUUGUCUAAAGCAAGAUGCAUGUACACCUUUUCCUCUCAGAUGAGGUUGGGAAGCAAGUGAGAUAGUUUGGUGUUAUCUAGAUACAAUUUCAUUAUUUAGAAGCAUGUAUUUUGAAUGAAAUAUGGACAUGUAUUCCUAUCUUGCACAUUAGCAACAUCAGGACUGGCUAAUUUUUGUAGUGAGAAAGCUGUUCUGAGAUCUUUAUUACAGAGAUAGAUUAAUUUCCAUCUCCCUCCAUGCAUCUGUUCCAUGCUGUGUUUAGGGAACUAUUGGCAUAGAGAGGAAUUACAGAAAAAGUGUAGACUAGAUUAAGGGUUUUGUAAAAAGUUGGAACUUGUUGUAUAUUGUUUUCCCUUUUAUGUUAUUAUAAAGUAUUUUUGUAUUGGAUGUACUUUUAAUUUUUAUUGAAUAAUUGAAGAGAGCUGAUAAUACUAUUCCAGCAUGCUGUUAACUGUGAAAUCAAGUGGUAUUUGUUUCCAGAAGCUGGUAAAUUGUGGCCUUGUUGUAGGUUCUAUUAGGCAAGACUAUCUCUGACCUGCAGGCCAGCUUUGGAUACGUCUUUAAGAUCUAUAGUUCAUCCACUGAUGUUUUUCCAUUUGCAGUGAUGGAGAGGGCUCUUAGUCGGUAAAAUCACUCUCAAGCACAGAAGUUGCAUAAACUGAAGCAGCAUGUUGGAUGCAGGCCCAAGAAAAGGAAUAAAAUCCUUGUUAUUACUGGCCUGUUUUGAUAAGCAUUCACAUCUCCUUAUGAACUUAACCUUUAAACCAGGUCCCUGCUGAGAUGGAAUAUGAUACGUCCAACAAUUGUUGCAAAAAAUAGUGGAGUGUUGCUGGUAAGAAAUAACAUCUUGACAAGAAAUACAAGUCAAGGAGCCUGAUGAAGGAGGCAUCAAAACUCAGAAAAUAGCAGAAAGUUCCUGAAGUGUGUACAUCGGAGCACAGUAAGACUGAAAGGAGCUGGUGCCUGAGCUGGGAGAAGAUAAAGAAGGAUCAUUUGGCAAAAGCGACCAGCAAGAAGCUAGAGACUGAACCAGGGAGACCCUCCACUGAUCCAUAUAGUUUUCUUCCUGAGUCUCUGCUUUGGAAAUGGUGGAGUUAAUUGUAAUGUUGAAUGAGGUGCUCUGCUCAGCGAAGCUCCAGGAGCACCAGCUAAGGACUUGGCUUAUUGUGAACUUCACGUGAUUCUAAAAAUCAUCAGACACAUAGCACACUUUUGCAGACAGAUGAAGUGGAGAAGCAAACUCUGAGGACUUUUCAGUUCUGGCACCUUAGAGGAGGAAUAUCCAACACCAAAUUCCUAUAGAUCAGAGGCUGUUUACUGAGACUGGACUAUUUUGCAGAAGACAGGAUUUUUUUUGCAAUAUUCGUGACACUCAUCUCCCAAGAAUCACAUGCUCCUAUUUUCAUCUAGCACUGCUGUAACUGACUGCCUGCUCAUCAUGUCUUCCAUUCUUGGUAAGAUGAAGAAAUUUGGCAGUUACGACAUGGAGGAAUCUGAAGUGACAGAUGAACACACGGAUGGGGAGGACUCCAUGCUGGAAAUGCCUGACAGCCUCCAGGGUACAUUCAGCACCAAGGUGCAACCACCUAAAAGCAACAUCUUUGCAAGACGUGGGCGGUUUGUGAUGGGGGAUAGUGACAAGGACAUGGCUCCCAUGGACUCCUUUUACCAGAUGGAUCAUCUGAUGGCACCUUCUGUCAUCAAAUUUCAUGCCAAUUUGGAGAGGGGGAAACUUCACAAGCUCCUAUCUACAGAUUCCAUCACAGGCUGCUCAGAAAAAGCUUUCAAAUUUUAUGACCGCAGAAGGAUCUUUGAUGCUGUAGCCCAAGGCAACACAAGGGACCUGGAUGAUCUGCUACUCUACCUUAAUAGAACCUUGAAGCAUCUCACAGAUGAUGAGUUCAAAGAGCCAGAAACUGGGAAAACCUGCUUGCUGAAAGCUAUGCUGAAUCUACAUGAUGGGAAAAAUGAUACCAUUCCUUUGCUUCUGGAUAUUGCAAGAAAAACUGGAACUCUGAAAGAGUUUGUUAAUGCAGAGUAUACUGACAACUAUUACAAGGGCCAGACUGCACUUCACAUCGCCAUUGAGAGAAGGAACAUGUACCUAGUGAAGCUCUUGGUCCAGAACGGAGCAGAUGUUCACGCAAGGGCCUGUGGGGAGUUCUUCAGGAAAAUCAAAGGGAAACCCGGCUUUUAUUUUGGGGAGCUGCCUUUGUCCCUGGCUGCCUGCACCAACCAGCUCUGCAUUGUGAAAUUCCUCCUGGAGAACCCCUACCAGGCAGCCAACAUCGCUGCUGAGGACUCCAUGGGCAACAUGGUCCUGCACACACUGGUGGAGAUUGCAGAUAAUACUAAGGAUAAUACCAAAUUUGUUACCAAGAUGUACAAUAACAUAUUGAUCCUUGGUGCCAAAAUUAAUCCAAUUCUGAAGCUAGAAGAACUCACCAACAAGAAAGGGCUGACUCCAUUAACUCUAGCAGCCAAAACAGGGAAGAUAGGGAUUUUCGCUUACAUCCUCAGACGAGAGAUCAAAGAUCCUGAGUGCAGACACUUGUCUAGGAAGUUCACUGAAUGGGCUUAUGGACCUGUCCACUCAUCUCUUUAUGACCUGUCUUGUAUAGACACAUGCGAGAAAAAUUCAGUGCUUGAGAUUAUUGCCUACAGUAGUGAAACGCCAAACCGUCAUGAGAUGCUGCUGGUGGAGCCCCUUAACAGGCUGCUGCAAGACAAGUGGGACCGGUUUGUCAAACACUUAUUUUACUUUAACUUCUUUGUCUAUACCAUGCAUAUCAUCAUCCUCACUGCAGCUGCUUACUACAGACCUGUAGACAAGAAGGAAAAGCCUCCCUUCACGUUUGGUCACAGCACUGGGGAGUAUUUUCGAGUGACUGGAGAGAUCCUGAGUGUACUGGGAGGUCUCUAUUUUUUUUUCAGAGGGAUACAGUAUUUCGUGCAGAGGCGCCCAUCAUUCAAGACGCUGAUAGUUGACAGCUACAGUGAGGUUCUUUUCUUUGUUCACUCCUUGCUCCUCCUGAGCUCUGUGGUGCUGUACUUCUGUGGCCAGGAACUGUACGUGGCUUCCAUGGUCUUCUCCUUGGCGCUGGGCUGGGCUAACAUGCUGUACUACACCCGUGGCUUCCAGCAGAUGGGCAUUUACUCUGUCAUGAUUGCCAAGAUGAUCCUUAGAGAUUUAUGUCGCUUCAUGUUUGUCUAUCUAGUAUUCCUCUUGGGAUUUUCUACAGCUGUGGUGACUUUAAUUGAAGAUGACAAUGAGGGGCAAGACACAAAUAGUUCUGAAUAUGCCCGAUACUGCCAUAUGAAACGAGGCCGCACAUCCUACAAUAGUCUGUAUUAUACCUGCUUGGAACUUUUCAAGUUUACUAUUGGGAUGGGGGACCUGGAGUUCACAGAGAACUACAGGUUCAAGUCUGUGUUUGUAAUCCUUUUGGUUCUCUAUGUUAUCCUUACAUACAUCCUCCUGCUCAACAUGCUUAUUGCACUGAUGGGGGAAACUGUGAGCAAAAUUGCACAGGAGAGCAAGAGCAUCUGGAAACUCCAGAGAGCCAUCACAAUCUUGGAUAUUGAAAACAGCUACUUGAACUGUGUGAGGCGCUCAUUCCGGUCUGGGAAGCAAGUCUUGGUGGGAGUCACACCUGACGGCCAAGAUGAUUACAGAUGGUGCUUUAGGGUUGAUGAAGUGAACUGGUCCACAUGGAAUACCAAUCUGGGCAUAAUCAACGAAGACCCUGGGUACUCUGGGGACCUCAAACGAAAUCCCAGUUACUCUAUCAAGCCUGGCAGAGUUUCAGGGAAAAACUGGAAAACAUUGGUUCCGCUUUUAAGAGAUGGAAGCAGGAGAGAAGAGACUCAAAAACUACCAGAAGAAGUUAAAUUAAAACCUAUUUUGGAACCUUAUUAUGAGCCAGAAGAUGCUGAGACGUUGAAGGAGUCAAUUCCAAAACAUUAUUUUUGUGAGCAGCUACAGGCCCUGAUUUUGUGGCUUUGCACCCUCAGAAACUAACCAACCAAACUAUUAUGAGAACGGAGGACUCACAAAAGAGCAGUAAAAGUCACCAAGAGCCCAGAGGUAUGUUCCUGUGAGGAAAGUUUCUUGGAAAGCAGAUAAAUAAAUAGGGACACAGAGAAAGAAUACAAAAUAGUGAAUGAUCUAGAGAUGUUGUUAUUCUUUUCUCGUAACACAAGAACAAAUAUACUCUGUGAAAUUUUAAAGGUUGAAUAGUCAAAAUCAAUGAAAUAAAUGUUUCUUUUACACUGUCUGAAUAAACUCCAGAAUUCAGUUAUAGUUACUAAGGCUAAAGGCUUAACAUGAUCCCAAAUUUGACAUUUAUUUAGAUAACAGAUGAACUUUGCACAAAGUAAGAGAUAGUGGUUAUAGAGACUAUAUGUUUCAAAGGUCAGGUGUAUAAUAAUGUGUAACAAUAAUAAUCUUGAAAUCAGAAAGUUUUUGUUCUUGACUUUGACAGCAACAACAGGAGGAAAGAAAUCUGGUGCUGCAAGUCCAUCUGGCUGGAUUUACAAAGAAUCAGGAAAUAUAUCUGAGAGAAAGUAGGCAGAUAUUCCAAAACUACAGAUAGGAAUUAUGGAAAGAGAGGGAAGAAUAGGAGCAGCUUUGGCAUCCUCUUGAAAAGUGGCUGGACAGAAAGGAGCUAAGGAUAAGAAAAUCUGUCUUAUAGACAGCUGGCCUGAAAUUUCAGUGCUGGACCUGU
This is a messenger RNA of Falco peregrinus (peregrine falcon), 5761 nucleotides long. RefSeq names its product transient receptor potential cation channel subfamily V member 1 (gene TRPV1). Gene Ontology annotation, molecular function: calcium channel activity; protein binding. Gene Ontology annotation, cellular component: membrane. Lineage: Eukaryota; Metazoa; Chordata; Aves; Falconiformes; Falconidae. The record is from RefSeq and is a predicted model, not a curated record. The transcript is spliced from 19 exons. The coding region runs from base 2425 to 5055 and encodes 876 amino acids. Gene Ontology annotation, biological process: calcium ion import across plasma membrane.